Aspergillus eucalypticola CBS 122712 is the source of this 1140-nucleotide messenger RNA. RefSeq lists its product as uncharacterized. NCBI's taxonomy places the organism in Eukaryota, Fungi, Ascomycota, Eurotiomycetes, Eurotiales, Aspergillaceae. The record is from RefSeq and is a predicted model, not a curated record. Bases 362 to 991 code for a protein of 209 amino acids. The transcript has a single exon.
CAAUGAUACAUUGGUCAGCCGAACGUAGAUGGCACACUAUCUGUAUGACGGCUUUCACGGACAUGGCGCCUUGUAUGUAGCCUCCAGCAAGGCUAUUACUCUGCCAAACAUGCCAUUGCAUGACCGUCCUUCCGCAGCUUCAUACGAUCAUAACAAGGCUUCUUCUGAGCCCUCGACUGGCAGGUGCACAUGAACUCACAAUGGGAUUGAGGCUAGGUAGAUGAGCCGCGCUCUGCAUAAAUGUUGGCGGCUGCGCUUACAAUAGCGUAGGCAAACGCAUUACACAGGUAUAUUCCAGCCAACAUUACUGGUUGGAUACGAAGUAUGGAGUUUGGGGGCCAUCUGUAGAAGCUCCUAACUAAUGCAUCCCUUUUCAUUGCUUUUGCUGAUUUUGUGGGCUCAUAUCGGAUCCAUCCUUGGCGUUAGGGCGCAGUUACCGAGUGACCCUUCACCGACAGUCAUUCAAACACAUGAUGAUAUCCAUGUGCGUGCUGAGUUGUUGUCGCUUUAUUAUUUCUCCAAUCACUUUCACACCGUCGAAGAUAGUUUUCCGUAUUUCGGCAAGAAGUGCAGAUGUUCUGUGCAAACAGCACUCGAGACCUGGAGGGAUGCCCAUGAGAGUCUGGCAACAAUCGAACUGUCGUGCCAUUGGAGACAAUUGUCAUGCCAUUCGAUGGGGUCUUUCCAGCGUACACUCAGCAUAGAUAUCCCUCUGAAGGGCAUCGUUCACUGUUGGCCCUUGGUAGUGAUUUUCAUAUUGAGAGUCGUAUGUGCUAUUAGCAAAAUGGUCGUCUUACUCAUGGAAGUGGGAGUCACUCGGUCACUGGUGCACAUGUCAAUGGCCAUCAAUUCAUGGCUUAGACAUCAAUUUUCUCGCUGCAGCCAUGGUACACUAUCGAAAGAAGCCAAUAGUCCAACCAAGGCCUUCAACGAACCAUGUUUCCCCCCAAAGCACAGAUUGUUCACGGUGAUGACCGACUUCGCACAUUGAUGCUAUGGCAGUAUACUCACCGCCAUAAUUGCCGCUUUUAUACAUGGAAGAAAGCAUAUCAUGUGCCAUGCGCCAUAGUCGAUACAGGUAGAAAUCAUGCAUUUAUAGACAGCACUUGAAUUCUGGAAAAGGUAGAUAGAUAAGUUCCG